Molecule: messenger RNA, 426 nt
Organism: Rhizophagus irregularis DAOM 181602=DAOM 197198
Lineage: Eukaryota; Fungi; Glomeromycota; Glomeromycetes; Glomerales; Glomeraceae
Product: U4/U6-U5 snRNP complex subunit lsm8
Biological process (GO): mRNA splicing, via spliceosome
Cellular component (GO): precatalytic spliceosome; U4/U6 x U5 tri-snRNP complex; U6 snRNP
Molecular function (GO): RNA binding
Source: RefSeq, a predicted model, not a curated record
UUUAAGUUUCUAAAAAAAUUAGACUAAACGCGUUGAAAUAUUUGAAAUUUUUUAUCGCGAAAAAAAUUGUACGAUGACUGAUUUGCAGAAAUAUGUUGAUUUAACAGUCGAAGUAAUUACUUCCGAUGGGCGAGUUAUAGUGGGAACUUUAAAAGGGUUUGAUCAAACUACAAAUGUGAUCCUAGCUGGAUGUCAUGAACGUAUUUUUUCAGAAACUGAGGGAGUUGAAAGAGUGCCUCUUGGAUUAUAUAUAAUACGAGGAGACAAUAUAUGCUUGAUUGGUGAAUUGGAUCAAGAACGAGAUGCAUCUAUAGACCUUACUGAGAUUAGAGCGGCUCCUAUUACCGAUAUUUCUAGACGUUGAAUGAUUUUUUUUUAGAUUUCAUUUAAUAGAAAUUUUCUUUAUUUUUGAUAUUUGUAUAUAAC